Messenger RNA from Hyaena hyaena (striped hyena), 729 nucleotides. RefSeq names its product caspase 14 (gene CASP14). Lineage: Eukaryota; Metazoa; Chordata; Mammalia; Carnivora; Hyaenidae. Gene Ontology annotation, molecular function: cysteine-type endopeptidase activity. The transcript is spliced from 6 exons. Bases 1 to 729 code for a protein of 242 amino acids. Gene Ontology annotation, biological process: proteolysis. The record is from RefSeq and is a predicted model, not a curated record.
AUGAGCAACCCUCAGCCUUUGGAGGAGGAGGCAUACGACAUGUCAGGAGCCCGCUUAGCCCUGACACUGUGCGUCACCAAAGCCCGGGAAGGUUCCGAGGCAGACCUAGAUGCCCUAGAACGCAUGUUCCAGCAGUUGGGAUUUGAGAGCACCGUGAAGAGAAACCCCACUGCCCAGCAAUUCCAGGAAGAGCUGGAAAAUUUUCAGCAGGCCAUGGAUGCCCGGGAUGACUUCAUCAGCUGUGCCUUUGUGGUGCUCAUGGCACAUGGGCUGGAAGGUCGCCUCAAAGGGGAGGAUGAAAAGAUGGUUGAGCUGGAAAACCUUUUCGAGGUUCUGAACAACAAGAAUUGCCGGGCCCUGAGAGCCAAGCCUAAGGUGUACAUCGUGCAGGCCUGUCGAGGAGAACAUAGGGACCCCGGUGAAACAGUAAGUGGAGGCGAUAUGAUGAUGAUCAGCAAGGACAGUCCCCAAACCAUCCCAACGUAUACGGACACCCUCCACAUCUACUCCACCGUGGAGGGAUACAUCGCAUACAGACACGACAAAGAGGGCUCCUGCUUCAUCCAGACUCUGGUUGAUGUGUUCACAGAGAAGAAGGGACCCAUCCUGGAGCUUCUUACAGAGGUGACCCGGCGGAUGGCAGAAGCAGAGCUGAUUCAGGAAGGAAAACCAAGGAAAGUGAACCCCGAAAUCCAAAGCACCCUUCGGAAACGGCUCUAUCUGCAAUAG